AUGGGACCCGACCGCCAUCUUAAAUGGAUCGUCUUGGCGAUGGUAUUGGCUCAGCUCGUGGCCUGCCGUCUGGUGAGAGACUUGGCUUGGAAAUGGGUCCUAUUUUGGGCCUAUGCCUUUGGCGGCUGUGUGAACCACUCAUUGACUCUGGCCAUACACGACAUAUCGCACAACGUGGCCUUCGGGAACCGCCAGGCCAAAUGGAACAGGUGGUUCGCCAUGAUCGCCAACCUGCCCAUUGGCAUGCCAUACUCCGCCUCCUUUAAGAAAUACCACAUUGACCACCAUCGCUAUUUAGGAGGAGACAACCUGGAUGUGGACAUCCCUACAGACUUUGAAGGAUGGUUCUUCUGCACUCCCCUCCGUAAGUUGGUAUGGCUCAUCCUUCAGCCAUUGUUCUACGCCUUGCGGCCGCUCUACAUAAAUCCCAAGCCGAUCACCACGAUGGAGAUCUGGAAUGCCCUUGUGCAGUUCUCGGUGGAUCUUCUUUUGUAUCACACGUUUGGUCUGAAGCCUGUUGUCUAUUUGGUGGCGGGUUCCGUCUUCUGUUUGGGUUUCCACCCGAUAUCCGGACAUUUCAUUGCAGAACAUUACAUGUUCAUGAAGGGACACGAGACCUAUUCCUACUACGGACCUCUGAAUCUGAUUACGUUUAAUGUUGGCUACCACAUGGAGCAUCACGACUUUCCCAGCAUUCCAGGGAGCAAACUGCCUGCGGUUCACCGGAUUGCAUCAGAAUAUUACGACUGUCUUCCCCAUCAUGAGUCCUGGGCCCGGGUGAUCUGGGAUUUCAUCUUCAAUGAGGAGAUUGGACCGUAUUCACGAGUCAAAAGAAAAUGCAAGUUGGCAAAUGCGGGUUAA
Staurois parvus is the source of this 861-nucleotide messenger RNA. Lineage: Eukaryota; Metazoa; Chordata; Amphibia; Anura; Ranidae. The record is from the annotation of a GenBank genome assembly.